Molecule: messenger RNA, 159 nt
Organism: Acaulospora colombiana
Lineage: Eukaryota; Fungi; Glomeromycota; Glomeromycetes; Diversisporales; Acaulosporaceae
Source: the annotation of a GenBank genome assembly
AUGACGACUAGCGGUACAGACGAAGCUAAUAGCUCUGGUUACAUUAGACCACAGACUCCUCAUCAAAUUGCUAGAAAUGCAUACAACCAAGAAUUAUCAAUUAAUGAAAAUGUUCUAAUAAUGUCUGCUAAAAACUUAGCGAGUCUAGAAGAAUCCAAG